Spea bombifrons (plains spadefoot toad) is the source of this 3813-nucleotide messenger RNA. RefSeq names its product forkhead box O6 (gene FOXO6). The coding region runs from base 1326 to 2999 and encodes 557 amino acids. Gene Ontology annotation, molecular function: RNA polymerase II cis-regulatory region sequence-specific DNA binding; DNA-binding transcription factor activity, RNA polymerase II-specific. The transcript has 2 exons. The record is from RefSeq and is a predicted model, not a curated record. NCBI's taxonomy places the organism in Eukaryota, Metazoa, Chordata, Amphibia, Anura, Pelobatidae. Gene Ontology annotation, cellular component: nucleus. Gene Ontology annotation, biological process: regulation of transcription by RNA polymerase II.
CAGGUGUGAACCCCCUUUCAUACAACCAUCUUACCACUCUCCUACUGAGGGAUCCCCAGCAGAUACCUUCUCUUGCCUUUGGAUCGCACCUUUACCAUCAGGGGAUGGAUGAACCCAAUUAUACCCCAAAUGGCUACCAUAAUCACGACUAUGAGGUUGUUAGCUGCUUACUUUGAAGACACAGCAUCUCCCCACGUGUGGCUCCCUGUUGUAGUAGGGUGGCACGCGUGAGGACCUGGAGAAGGGGGUUCCACAUUCUCCUAUGACCAGGACAUCAAAAACCCAAUAUUACAAAGGUACAAACUGGAACCACCCGGCAUCAAGAAUCCCCAAGAGAAGCGAUGAAUGUAUUUCUUUUUUAAAGACCGGCAUGAAAACUAAAGAAGGGGUGGUACUUUUUACACCCUAAAUAGCCCACACCCUGCUAAUUUGGGGUCAGACAGAUGAAUCGCCGUUGAAUUUUAAUAGAAUUUUCUUUUUCACCCCUCUAUAUUUAACAUCUGUUGCUGCUAAACACUGAGAAUAGACACCUUUUUGGACAGAUUUCAAACACACCUCCCUUGCUUUUAAAUUCACAGAAUUCUCAUUGUAGAUUAUAUCUGGAAUUUACAUUUUUGGCAAAUUUCCUCUGAGACUUAACUCUUGCUUUCCUGAACAGAAAAUAUGCCACAAAAAUGAGAAUAUCUCUGUUUUAGGAAGCUCAUCAAAUCCUUCAAUGCUGAGCAGCAGCAUCGUAUUGCAAAUUACAGUUUACUGACAAUAUUUUAUAUUGAUUUAUUGAACAGAUAUUUAUCAAUCUGGUGCCUGCUUAUGAAGACUAUUAUUUUAAUGCAAAUCCAUUUGCAAUAUUUAUUACAUUCAAUCAGACAUUUAGAUUUUUUGCUUCAAAUUGUAAUUGAUAUUUGAGGUUUUUUUUUCCAAUAUAUGGAUGAAUUUAGCUGCAAUUAGUUUUGCAAUUUAAAGAGAAAUGAAAUUAUUAGACAUUUGGAAAAAGUAUGGCAUGUUGAUACAAAUUAUAUCUUUCCAAAUAAUUACUCUUUGAUGAAUUAGCAAAAGGUGUCUAUUCAACUAUUAAAUAUAUUGUGGAAAUAUUCCAUACCCCUUGCCCAACAAAUAUUUUUUUAUUAAUAUAAAGUGGAUUUUCAAAACCAUUACAUAGAAUAAUAUUUGCAGUUUCCGCCAGAGAGUUCAUUUUAUUUGACUGCACUUUUUAUUCUUAGGCUAUUCCAUUUUUGAUCUAUAUUUUGAUCCAAAUGAGGAUUUAAUGUUUUGACCCUUUUUAAAUCUUGAAUGAAAAGAGAAGGCUGUUUUUUGGACCCGUAGUAAUGGAGAAGUUGGAAGCUGAGUCGGAUGUGGAGCCACAGGGUCGCCCCCGUUCCUGCACCUGGCCUCCUCUCCCUGACCCUUCCUCGGAUAUGCCUUUGCCACCUCAUGGUCUGGACCCCAGUCAGAUGAGGAAAGCAAAAAGUUCACGCAGGAAUGCCUGGGGUAACUUAUCUUAUGCUGACCUCAUAACCAAGGCCAUAGAGAGUUCUCCGGAGAGGCGCCUUACCCUGUCCCAAAUUUAUGACUGGAUGGUCCGAUUUGUCCCGUACUUCAAAGAUAAGGGUGACAGCAACAGCUCUGCAGGUUGGAAGAACUCAAUCAGGCAUAACCUUUCCCUACACACGCGUUUUAUCCGAGUCCAAAAUGAAGGAACAGGGAAGAGUUCCUGGUGGAUGCUGAACCCGGAAGGAGGAAAGACGGGGAAGACUCCACGGAGGAGAGCAGCUUCUAUGGACAGUUCUAGCGGGAAGUUCCUUCGAAUUAAAGGCAAGACUGGUAAAAAGAAACAGCAGCAAAUGCAGUCUGCUCCUGAACGCACGGGUGAGGGUAGUCCCUCUUCCCAACAUGCCAAGUGGUCUGAAAGCCCAUCUUCCCAUACCAGUGAUGACUUUGAGGUAUGGGCUGAGUUCCAUAGUAGGGCUAACCCUGCAACAGGAGCCAUAACUGGAAGACUCUCACCUAUCAUGGCUAAUAAUGAGCCAGAUGACUUGGAGGAUGAUGAGGUUACACCAUCAUCACCUCUUAUGUAUCCAAGUCCAUCCAGCGCCUUGUCACCUAGUGCCCGCUGCUCAGUAGAAAUUCCGCGUCUUGCAGAGCUUACUGGUAGUAUCGGUAUGGGUGAAGGCCUCUCAGACAACUUACUUGAUGAACUGCAGGAUGGGUAUAGUGUGUCAUCAGCAACAACCCUUCGCCAGCGCAAUCCUGGCUUUUCUUUCUCUUCAAAAUGUCCAACUCUGAGCUCCACAUCUGGUGCAUAUUGUGGCUCUAUAUACAGCCAACCAGCUAUGGGUAUGAUGAGGAGAUUGCCCAUGCAGACAAUCCAGGAGAACAAGCAAGCUGCAUUCUCGCAAAGCAGCACCUACAGGAAUUCCUCUCUCCAGGAUAUCCUCAGUGCUAUGUCCUAUGGUCAUAAAGACAGCCUGGGACAUGGCGACCCUGGGUUAUCGACUGUUGUGGGACUACAGCGUAGCCACAGACAGAACACUAGCAUGUUAGGGAGCUGUGACUCUGGUACUGUACCCUACUCUGGUAACUUAAUGAAAAGCCACAAUUUGUAUCACCCAUCCAAUUUCAACCACCACUGCUCUGUUAAUAACAGUGCCUUAGUUAAUUCAAAUGGAUUGGUGAACUCCUCUGAAUCCUGUGGCUUGGCAUCUGCCCCCCAUCCUGCCUAUUACAACAGCCAAGGAGGACAUGGCAACCUUCUAGAAGGACCCUAUCAAAGCAUGUACCACCACCACCCCCAAAUGUACAACCAGGACAGAUUCCCCACAGACUUAGACUUAGACAUGUUCAGUGGGACCUUGGAGUGUGAUGUGGAGUCCAUCAUUCUCAACGACUUCAUGGACAACGAUGAGAUGGACUUCAAUUUUGAUUCAGCACUGCCACCUCAGGGCGGAUUUAACAUGGCUGCUAGCGCACAGCAAGCAAAUCACAGCUGGGUACAGGGAUAAAUGAGGACCAAGGACUGUCUUAACGAGCGCUGAAUUAAAGGUUAUCUCCAAGACACUAAGUCAGGUUCAGCUUAUAUGACUAGCUGAUGGGCUGCUGUAUAAAUCUAGGGUUGGUGAAAUGUUGUGUUUAACACUUAGAGCUUGUGAAGGUAAAAAUAAGUAAUAAUGGCCAACUACAUGGACUGCCUCAUAUGUUGAAAGGGAAAACUGAUAGGUCUGUAGAUUGAAAGGAUUAAAUAAAGCUCCUUGUGUGAAACCACCAUUUCAUCCAGCCAGACAAAAGGGUUAGAAGAUCAAAUGGAAGUUGUUGAGACCUUUCUUAGAGUGGUAAGAGGUACUCCAUGAAAUGUAUGUAGUACAUCUGUACAACACACAGAAAAUCAAACCUCCCUUCUGUUAGAUUAGGGACAACAUUAUCUGGAUUAUUUGACGUUGGAAAAAACAUGUGCAUGUGAAACCCUGUAUACAUACAAUAAUAGUCAUAUUCUUUAGUAUCAUAUCCUUGGAUUGCCUACUUACUUCUUGGAGAGGUCUCAAUGAUUAUCUAGAAAACCCAAAAAGAACGCAUUGACCUAACAAAGUGCUUCUAAUCCCUAUGUUCAAGUACUUCUAACAGGCCAGAAUGAGUCUUAAAUCGUAAGUGUUCCUGUGUAUUCUAGAUUAAUAAACCUUGUUUGGGCAAGGACUCUUAAAUGUCUGGCCUGAGAGAAAUACUGUUGUAAGUAAUGCAUCCUAAAGACCUUUUCCUUACUAUAAAGUAACUCUGCUGAUUGUUGCCUUUUUAAAUGCCAUGAACCUGUACAAUUGAGAGAAC